AAUCCCGUUGCUAAGUCCAGUCUAGAGAGCGCAUCGUCGUCAGCAUCAGCAUCACCUUAACCAAAUCUCUCACCCCCGCAAUGCCGCCGGCCCCGCCGCUCACGUGACCUCCCCCGCCGUCCUCCGCGGGCGCACGUGCCUCCUCCUCUCCUCUCUCGCGCGCGAGUCUCCUCCCUCGAUCAGUGGCGCCAGCUGCUUUCUAGGUUUUUUGAAUUCUUCUAUGGCUGACUCGGUGGAUGUAGUGUUAGAAUUCUUGAGAAAAAACCGGUUUACAAAGGCGGAGGCUGCUCUGAAAGGGGAACUUGGUAGCUGGCCCAAUUUCGAUGAGUCCUUUGACAAAUAUCUUUCCAAGGAGAGAAAAGAAGUGAGAGAAGAAACUAGACCAGCUACUAAUUCAAAUCAACAAGAUAUAGGCACCCGAAGGAGCAAUGAUAUCUCCCAGGAGUUCAUUGUCAAGGAUAUUGAAGGAGGAAGAAGUAGAAAUCGGUCAGAGAACAAGAAAGAGUUUGGUCUUAAUCAGGGUUCUUUAAGCAACUUGGCAGAUCUUUAUCCUUGGAACCCUAGUCCCAUUAACAGUGCUUCCAAUUAUGUUUCCAAGGACAGUGAUAACGUUGCUAACAACUUCUCUGAGCUUAUGAUUUCUGAGCAAGCGAAGUCUCGGCCAGGCCAAUUGAUGCUGAAUAAGAUGAAGUCUGUUGGAAGUAAACCAGAAAUUUUGAGCGAACAAAGUAGCACUUAUGGUGAGAGCAACGAAAAAAGUGAUUCUAAUGACUGCGCAAUGGAGAAUCCAUGGUCCAAAAGGGAGGAGUUGUCAAAGGAAUGCUCGGUCAAGACACUUUUCCCACUUUCAUCAAACAAUGCAUCAACCAGUUACGAUCUAACUUCAUAUAAUCGUGGUAAUAGAAUGGAGAGUAAUAAGAAAGCAGACCAUAAUGAAAUCAGUGAAGCAACAAAAGAGCAACCAGAUGAUAUGGGCAUGCCUUAUAUUUCUGGAGCAGUUGAGGAGAGUUUGAACCAGAAAAAUUGCAGGAGCUUUGAUAUGUCACUUAUUUCUGGAAACCAUAGGGAAGAUCUGCCACGGUUACCUCCUGUACGUCUCAAGUCUAUUGACAAGUUGGUAAAUAUGGAUUGGGAGGCAAAGGGUGACACCCAUGGCUCUGGAAUGAAGCAGUCAAGUGCAGACAAUGCUUUACUGAUCGGGUCUUUUUUGGAUGUUCCCAUCGGCCAGGAUAUCAACUCUUCAGGUGGGAAGCGAACAGUUGGAAGUAGCUGGCUCUCUGUAAGUCGAGGAAUUGCGGAAGAUACUUCUGAUCUGGUAUCUGGUUUUGCUACUCUUGGUGAUGGCUUAGCAGACUAUCCAAAUGAGUACUGGGAUUCUGAUGAGUAUGAUGACGACGAUGAUGUUGGGUACAUGAGACAGCCUAUUGAAGAUGAAACCUGGUUCCUAGCUCAUGAGAUUGACUAUCCCAGCGACAACGAAAAGGGCACAGCUCAUGGGAGUGUCCCUGAACAGCAAGACCAAGUUCCAAGGAAGGAUGAAGACGAUGAUCAAUCUUUUGCUGAAGAGGAAUCAUACUUGUCAGGCGAGCAAUAUUUCCCAGGAAAGAACAUUCACCAAGUUGCUGCGUCAAAUGAAAAUGAUCUGAUAGCUCGCUAUGAUGGGCAAUUGUUGGAUGCUGAAGAGUUAAAUUUAAUGCGCAGUGAGCCUGUGUGGCAGGGUUUGGUUAACCAAAGCAAUGAAUUAUCCAUGAUCAGAAAUGGUAAAGUUGGGAAUGAUUGUGAACGGCCUCAGCACGAUGAUCUUGUCAUAGAGGAUGAUCAGCAUGGAUCUGUUAGGUCAGUUGGGGUUGGCAUAAACAGUGACACUGCUGAUUUUGGCAGUGAAAGACGAGAAAGUUUGGUUGGUGGAAGCAGUGAAGGAGACAUUGAAUACAUUCACGAGCAUGGUGUUGGCAUCAGUGGUAGCAGGGAUUUUGAACAUGACAUAACUUUGAACAAUUUUAAUAUAUCAAAAAGGGAUAAGAAGAAAACUAAACAAUUGCCAGAUAAAUAUCCCUUGGCUCCUGACAAGAAUAACGGUCUGCCAUCAACGAAUUAUAUCGAUGCUGGCUUUUCUUUUCCACCCCCUCGAAAUAAAGGAGGAAAAUCUGAAGCUUCUGUUGCUGAUGUAAACGAUGAUUGUAAGAAAGUUACCAGUGCAGAGGAUAUGCUCGCUACAUGGAGGCGACAAGGUAGUGGUCAUUCUCCUAUAAGAAGUUCAAGGGAUGAAAAGUUUUCUGAUACUAUUAGAUCAAGAAGCACAAGUGCAUCGUCAGACUCAAACUAUGCUUAUGCUGAAAGAGAAGGUUUCAAGAGAGACCAAGUUGGCGAACUAAAUGAUGUGAUAGAAACAGAUGCUGGGGCAACACUGGAAGAUGAAGAAGCUGCUGCACUGCAGGAGCAAGUUAGACAAAUUAAAGCUCAAGAGGAGGAAUUCGAAACCUUCAACCUUAAGAUUGUGCAUAGAAAAAACAGAACGGGGUUCGAGGAAGACAAGAAUUUCCACGUUGUUCUUAAUUCAGUGAUUGCUGGACGUUAUCAUGUCACUGAAUACCUAGGAUCAGCUGCGUUUAGCAAAGCUAUUCAGGCUCAUGACUUGCACACUGGCAUGGAUGUUUGUGUGAAAAUAAUAAAGAACAAUAAAGACUUUUUCGACCAGAGUCUUGAUGAAAUUAAGCUUCUAAAAUUCGUUAACAAGCAUGAUCCUGCAGACAAGUAUCAUCUUUUGCGCCUGUAUGACUACUUCUAUUAUCGGGAACAUUUGCUGAUAGUUUGUGAGCUGCUCAAGGCGAACUUAUAUGAAUUUCACAAAUUCAAUCGGGAAUCAGGGGGAGAAGUUUAUUUCACUAUGCCAAGGCUGCAGUCGAUUACUAUUCAGUGUUUGGAGGCACUUGAAUAUUUGCAUCGUCUUGGCCUAAUACAUUGUGAUUUGAAGCCUGAGAAUAUUUUGGUAAAAAGCUACAGUAGGUGUGAAGUAAAGGUUAUUGACCUUGGUAGUAGUUGCUUCCAAACAGAUCAUCUAUGUUCUUAUGUGCAAUCUCGAUCCUACCGUGCGCCUGAAGUUAUUUUAGGCCUGCCCUAUGAUAAAAAGAUAGAUAUAUGGUCACUUGGAUGCAUCUUGGCUGAACUUUGCACGGGAAACGUCCUCUUCCAAAAUGAUUCUCCUGCUACUCUACUUGCACGUGUGAUAGGGAUUAUAGGUCCCAUUGAUCAAGCCAUGCUUGCGAAGGGACGUGACACAUACAAAUAUUUUACGAAGAACCACAUGUUAUAUGAAAGGAAUCAGGAAACUAAUAGGCUAGAGUACUUGAUCCCUAAGAAGUCAUCACUACGUCAUCGAUUGCCUAUGGGAGACCAGGGUUUCAUUGACUUUGUUGCUCAUCUCCUCGAGGUAAACCCUAAAAAGCGUCCAUCUGCAUCAGAAGCAUUGAAGCACCCAUGGCUAUCCUAUCCGUAUGAGCCCAUAUCAUCUUGAGUUCCAGUGAAAAAAGAUACUCAUACUGGUAAAAAUACAUUACUCGCCUGCUUCAAUGGAACAUAAGGAGCCGUACAUUGGAGGUUCAGACCUUUAAGAUCGGCAUGGAUAAAUUCAGUCAACUCGGUCUGUUUGCUUGGAGGAAGAUCAGUUCACUGCUGUUUGUGUUGUAAUCUGAAUCGAGCGAUUUGUUGGUUGUAAGUCAAGAAUGUGAUUUGGUGUGGAUUAAUUCCUGGGAAGUGGAGGGGUGAUGUCUUGUGUAUAUGAUGUGAUAUAUCGUUUUGGCCCCACUAAUGGAAUGUUCUGGUGCCCAAAAUUGGCAUGCAUUGUACUUCGUAACGAUUCAAAAAUAUCCACACGUAGGGCAAGCUAUUACACGAUGCACUUUCAGAUCUUGCAGUUAUCAUGAGAUGUAACUUUCUAAGAAUUUUGAUGUUUUGUUUGUGCAAGUUCAAGUCCGAAAUAUAUUGAAAAAUAUCAGAAAUUCAGAUCAA
Molecule: messenger RNA, 4008 nt
Organism: Asparagus officinalis (garden asparagus)
Lineage: Eukaryota; Viridiplantae; Streptophyta; Magnoliopsida; Asparagales; Asparagaceae
Exons: 8
Coding region: 221-3514 (1097 amino acids)
Biological process (GO): peptidyl-serine phosphorylation; peptidyl-threonine phosphorylation
Cellular component (GO): cytoplasm
Molecular function (GO): ATP binding; protein serine/threonine kinase activity; protein tyrosine kinase activity
Source: RefSeq, a predicted model, not a curated record